AUGAAUUCAGGGCGCGUGAAGCUGAAUGUUGGCGGAACUAUGUUCGAGACGUCCAUCCUGACGCUAACCCGACUCGAAGGGACAGUACUGCAAACAAUGCUGGAGGAGAGGUGGAAUGGACCCGCGUGCUCACACAACCAGGAGAUAUUCAUCGACCGCGAUUCCACACACUUUCGCACCAUUUUGAAUUUCCUGCGCGAUGGAUUUUUUUUCUACGGUAUAGUCGAACUAGCAGAAAAAUGCAAGGCUUAUCGGGAGCCGAUUGGAAUUGGUGAUACAGUGACAUGGCGAGAAGAAAUGAUUGAGCUCUACUGGAAAGCAUUUGUACGCUUCUGGAUUGACGAAAGCCUGGUACUACCGUUCGUUUACGAGCGAAACAACCACACUUUCGCACGAUGCGUUGCAUGCACUGAGAUGCAAGACCCGAAAUGCUCGUACAGCUUCGAGUACAGCUAUGACAUAUGGGAAGCGAUGGCCGGCCAGAUGAAGCACAUGAACGCCACCGUAACACAGGUACCACUCAUUUGA
Messenger RNA from Gongylonema pulchrum, 528 nucleotides. The record is from the annotation of a GenBank genome assembly. Lineage: Eukaryota; Metazoa; Nematoda; Chromadorea; Rhabditida; Gongylonematidae.